This is a messenger RNA of Rhea pennata, 2121 nucleotides long. RefSeq names its product Wnt family member 5B (gene WNT5B). Gene Ontology annotation, cellular component: extracellular region. Gene Ontology annotation, molecular function: frizzled binding; cytokine activity. The transcript has 4 exons. The record is from RefSeq and is a predicted model, not a curated record. Lineage: Eukaryota; Metazoa; Chordata; Aves; Rheiformes; Rheidae. The coding region runs from base 16 to 1095 and encodes 359 amino acids. Gene Ontology annotation, biological process: neuron differentiation; canonical Wnt signaling pathway; multicellular organism development.
CGCCCGCAGCCCACGAUGACGGGGCCGAGGCUGGCGCUGGCCGCCGCGCUCCUCUGCAGCUGCACCUCGCCGGGGGCCGACGCCAACUCCUGGUGGUCUUUGGCCAUGAACCCCAUCCAGAGACCUGAGAUGUACAUCAUCGGCGCGCAGCCCGUGUGCAGCCAGCUGCCGGGGCUGUCCCCUGGGCAGCGCAAGCUGUGCCAGCUCUACCAGGAGCACAUGGUCUUCAUCGGGGAGGGGGCCCGCAGCGCCAUCAAAGAGUGCCAGUACCAGUUUCGGCAGCGGAGGUGGAACUGCAGCACAGUGGACAACAUCUCCGUCUUUGGCCGGGUCAUGAAAAUAGGUAGCCGAGAGACUGCUUUCACCUACGCUGUCAGUGCUGCCGGGGUGGUGAACGCAAUCAGCCGGGCUUGCCGGGAAGGAGAGCUCUCUAGCUGUGGCUGCAGCCGGACAGCCCGGCCCAAGGACUUGCCCCGAGACUGGCUGUGGGGCGGCUGUGGGGAUAAUGUGGAGUAUGGAUAUCGCUUUGCCAAGGAGUUUGUGGAUGCCAAGGAGAGGGAGAAAAACUACGUGAAAGGUUCGGAGGAGCAGGCUCGCAUGUUGAUGAACUUACAGAACAACGAGGCUGGUCGCAGGGCCGUGUAUAAGCUGGCAGAUGUGGCCUGUAAGUGCCAUGGCGUGUCAGGCUCCUGCAGCCUCAAGACCUGCUGGCUGCAGCUGGCUGACUUCCGCAAGGUGGGUGAUCUGCUGAAGGAGAAGUACGACAGCGCAGCCGCCAUGAGGAUCAGCCGCAAGGGCAAGUUGGAGCUGGUGAACAACCGUUUCAACAUGCCUACACAGGAGGACCUGGUCUACGUUGACCCUAGCCCGGACUAUUGCCUGCGCAAUGAGACCACUGGCUCGCUGGGCACUCAGGGCCGACUGUGCAACAAGACCUCAGAGGGCAUGGAUGGGUGUGAGCUGAUGUGUUGCGGCCGGGGUUAUGACCAGUUCAAGAGUGUCCAAGUGGAGCGUUGCCACUGCAAGUUCCAUUGGUGCUGUUACGUCAAGUGUAAAAAGUGCACAGAGAUCGUUGACCAGUACGUCUGUAAAUGAAAAGAGCCACCAAAGCAACAAAUCUAUAUUAUAUAAAUCUAUAUAAAUAUAUUUUAUAUUUGUAUAAAUAAACAGAUGAUGAUAAUAAUUAAAGAAGCUUAUUUAAGAGACACUUUGGUUUUGAAAUUUCCCCCAUCAGACUGGCUACUUUGCUAUUCCUUUGAUUCUGCUGAGGAAUUUGUCUGUGUGCAUCUCCCCUUGGAUGUUUCAGUUGGGGAGAAGGGGUUCAGGGAGCUGCUGACAGAAAGAACGCCCAUUGCACGCAGGCAUGCACAUGCACGCACCAUCUCACUACAGAAACAAGGUCAGCAAGGAGGAGGAGGAGAAGGGUGGGUUCUUUCUACUAUCUCACCAUUAAAUGUCUGCAUUUUGCCUAAUAGUGGACAUCUGAAAUUACAGCCAGACAUGGGAGAGUCCUAGUUACUUGCAUUUCAAACCCUUCCACCCCACUAAACCCAAUGAGGGAUUUGGAAGCAAUUUUUGGUCCCUAUUAAGGGUUACAGUAGAGGGAAAGUUGCCAAGUCUCAUGGACAAGAAUAUGACUUAAACUGCAGAGUGCUGUAAACCAUGCCUAGAGACUGAACAGAGCAGAAUGUGGUGGUGGAAGCCUUGCAGCUGACGAUGAAGAGGGAAGGCAGGACCCAUGGCUGAGAAGUGUACAGCCUGGGAGUCCCCAUGAAGCCAGCAUCUAGUUCUUCUGUACCACCUGGACAGAGGGGAAUCUGUCAGAUCGCAGACUACGUGGACAUAUACAAGAGAGUUUUUUUUUUUCUUUUCAACCCUGUACUGAAACUUAACUUGUCAUGGUAGAGGAGGAGCUGCCUGUGUGCAGAGAUGUUUGUGAAAGAAAUAUACUUCAUGUUUUGUCAGUAGACAGACGUUUUGCACGCAUACACAUGACUGCGUAAGUACUCCUCAUACUGCUGCCAUUUUUCCUCUUUGAAGUGGAUGCAGGUGGUCACUUUGUUCAGCGCUAUAAAAUCCUUACCACCACCAUCCCAGAUGUACAAUUUCUCUUUAACAUUA